Molecule: messenger RNA, 1344 nt
Organism: Haemonchus placei
Lineage: Eukaryota; Metazoa; Nematoda; Chromadorea; Rhabditida; Trichostrongylidae
Source: the annotation of a GenBank genome assembly
AUGCAUGUCUGGUUCGUGUUUCUCAUUCCUCAAUUAUUCGCCGCCUCCAUCAAGGAGAAGGAAUCGGGGGAAGUGAAUCCCUUGACAGAGCUCCAUAAGGAGUUGGCUCAAAAAGCAGUAGAUGACAUGAAUGCAAAAUCGAAUGAUUUGUAUCGAUGGGACGUCUAUACGAUAGAUCAAGUUCAUCAACAAAUGCAUAAUGGUAUUCAAUACAAGAUGCACUUAACACUGGUACAAACAGACUGUCGGAAAACGGGAACUGAACUUACUCGUACCGACUGUAAACACACGGACCGACUGAAGAAAUGCACCGCUCAAGGUGAGCAUCGAGCUUGGGAGAACUACGAGAACAUCGAGAUUCGACAUUGUGAGCAGCCAUUCAAGCGAUCAAAACGGAUGGCUAAGACAUCGCAUGAAAAGCUCUACAGCAGUAAACGUGAAGCUUUGAAACGGUUUAGAAUCUUCAAGCGGAAUCUGAAGGCGAUUCGCACAUGGCAAGAAAACGAAAAGGGAACAGCCGUUUAUGGAAUCACUCAGUUCUCGGAUCUUUCACCUGAGGAGUUCAAGAAGAUCUACCUGCCAUACACUUGGGAACAGCCAAUUUACCCGAACCGAAUUGCGGAUUUGGCCGCCGAAGGAAUAAGUCUGGACGACCCACUGCCUGACUCAUUCGAUUGGAGAACGCAUGGCGCCGUGACAGCCGUUAAAAAUCAAGGCAAUUGUGGAAGUUGUUGGGCGUUUUCGACCACGGGAAACAUUGAAGGUCAAUGGUACCUGGCAAAAAACAAACUUGUAUCAUUGUCGGAACAGGAACUCGUCGAUUGCGAUAUCAUCGAUCAAGGAUGUAACGGUGGACUGCCAAGCCAGGCUUACAAAGAAAUAAUCCGAAUGGGAGGUUUGGAACCCGAAGACGCAUAUCCGUACGAUGGAAAGGGAGAGACAUGUCACAUCGUCCGCUCGGAAAUUGCUGUCUACAUCAACGACUCAGUAGAGUUGCCACACGACGAGGAUAGCAUGAAAGCGUGGCUGGUGAAGAAGGGACCAAUAUCAAUUGCGCUUCAGGAAAUUGCUGUCUACAUCAACGACUCAGUAGAGUUGCCACACGACGAGGAUAGCAUGAAAGCGUGGCUGGUGAAGAAGGGACCAAUAUCAAUUGGCAUCAACGCGAAUCCACUUCAAUUUUAUCGUCAUGGCAUUUCACAUCCGUGGAAAAUUCUCUGCGAACCGUUUAUGCUGAAUCAUGGCGUCCUCAUAGUCGGAUACGGUAGCGAGAAGAACAAGCCGUACUGGAUUAUCAAGAAUUCUUGGGGAACUAAAUGGGGAGAGGACGGAUAUUACCGGUAA